Messenger RNA from Fonsecaea erecta, 1056 nucleotides. RefSeq lists its product as hypothetical. Gene Ontology annotation, molecular function: RNA binding. Gene Ontology annotation, biological process: U4 snRNA 3'-end processing; nuclear polyadenylation-dependent rRNA catabolic process; TRAMP-dependent tRNA surveillance pathway. The record is from RefSeq and is a predicted model, not a curated record. NCBI's taxonomy places the organism in Eukaryota, Fungi, Ascomycota, Eurotiomycetes, Chaetothyriales, Herpotrichiellaceae. Gene Ontology annotation, cellular component: nuclear exosome (RNase complex); cytoplasmic exosome (RNase complex). The transcript has 2 exons. The coding region runs from base 1 to 1056 and encodes 351 amino acids.
AUGGGCUUGGCUGUGUUGCCGCCGGAUCCCGAGGACGAGGUCGUGCAAGCCGAUAUCUACGACGACGACGAAGAAGACAGUGACACCUCAGAGCACCAAGAUGGCGGUCGGCCGUCAAAACGGCGCCGACUGUCCUCUUCGUCUCGACAGAUUGCGCUGCCGGGAGAGGUCAUUACAGAUGAUACGCAAUGGAUGAGAGGACAUGGUACCUUCAUGCCCGAGCAGUCAACCACCAUGAUCGCAACCCUCGCGGGAGCCCUCAAAAAGACAAACAAAUUACUUUCCGUGGCCCCUCUUCGCGCGAGAUACACGCCGGAAAUCGGAGACUUGGUGGUCGGUCGGAUCGUGGAAGUCCAAAAGAGCCAGUGGAAAGUGGACGUCGCGGCACCGUUAUUGGCACAAUUACCCUUAUCGUCCAUCAACCUCCCGGGAGGCGUCCUGAGGCGGCGCACAACGGCCGACGAACUCCAGAUGCGGAAUUACUUCCAGGAAGGAGACUUGGUCGUAGCGGAAGUCCAACAGUUGAGGAGCAGUGACGGCACGGCAAACCUGCACACCCGCAGUCUGAAAUACGGCAAGCUGCGCAAUGGCAUGUUCCUGGCGGUGACGGGGACCGGGGGCGGCGGAGGCGUAGUGCGCAGUCGAAGACAGGUCUUCACGGUUAACAGCGGCGCCCAAGGCGGGGGCGACGUCAACGUCAUCCUCGGGGUGAACGGAUACAUCUGGCUGAGCAAGCACAUGGAGCAGGCCGAAGACCAGGGCCGGAUGACGAGUGGCGGGGUCAGCAUUUCCAACCUCGACGACGUGGUCAGCAGCGCCAUCUACUCGAGCCAGAACGACGACAUUGGCGAGGGCACCCGACGGGAGAUCGCGCGGAUCGCGGAGUGUAUCAAGAUCCUGGCCGAGGACGGGGUGCGGGUCGACGAGGACAGCGUGCUCAAGGCGUACGAGGCCGCCGUGGACGCCGAGAUGAACGUCAUGACGGACCAGGAGGCGGUCGCCACCAGUUUCAGCGACGAAGUCCGGAAGAGGAUCCUCGAUGCGGCGCUCCAUUGA